Engraulis encrasicolus (European anchovy) is the source of this 2399-nucleotide messenger RNA. RefSeq names its product POU class 4 homeobox 4 (gene pou4f4). Bases 153 to 1190 code for a protein of 345 amino acids. Lineage: Eukaryota; Metazoa; Chordata; Actinopteri; Clupeiformes; Engraulidae. The record is from RefSeq and is a predicted model, not a curated record. Gene Ontology annotation, molecular function: RNA polymerase II cis-regulatory region sequence-specific DNA binding; DNA-binding transcription factor activity, RNA polymerase II-specific. Gene Ontology annotation, biological process: regulation of transcription by RNA polymerase II. The transcript has 2 exons.
CAAGGAAAAGAUUUUGCUUGGCAGGAGCUUUUACCUCUGCAUUUCUCUAGUCGUAGCCACCUUACGUCUGGUGAAGAGUAUUUCAGUGUUCUACUACCAAAACGGAGCCCGCCGAAGAAGACGAGAAAAAACCCUCUCUUACUUCUGCAAUCAUGAUGUCAAUGAAUAGCAAACAACCUUUCAGCAUGCACCCUAUCUUACACGAGCCGAAGUACACGCCGCUCCACUCCAGCUCGGAGGCUAUCAGGCGGGCAUGUCUACCCACGCCAUCGUUGCAGGGAAACAUUUUCGCCGGCUUCGAUGAAACUUUGCUCCAGAGGGCGGAAGCCUUGGCAGCCGUGGACAUCGCCCAGAAGAGCCACCCGUUCAAGCCGGACGCCACCUACCACACCAUGACCACCAUGACGAGCAUGACCUGCACACCGACCUCGUCGUCGGCCCACCUGCACCACCCGUCGGUCCUGACCUCUCACCACCACCACCACCACCAUCCGCACCACCAGCCCUCCCAGGGCCUGGAGGGAGACCUUCUGGACCAUCUGACCCCGGGCAUCUCUCUGGGUGGCAUGGGCUCCGACGUCUGCGCCACGGCCUCCCACCCGCACUCUCACAUGUCCGCCAUCAACCACAUGCAGCAUCACCACCCGCAGAGCAUGAACAUGCACCCGCACAGCCUCGGCUCUCACAACUCGCUGGGCGGCGGGGCAGACUCGGAGCCCGACCCCAGGGAGCUGGAGUCUUUUGCCGAGCGCUUCAAGCAGCGGCGGAUCAAGCUUGGGGUGACUCAAGCUGAUGUUGGGUCGGCCCUUGCGAACCUUAAAAUCCCGGGGGUGGGCUGCCUCAGCCAGAGCACAAUUUGCCGGUUCGAGUCUCUCACCUUGUCGCAUAACAACAUGGUCGCCCUCAAGCCCAUCCUUGAGGCAUGGCUCGAGGAGGCCGAGCGCGCGCAGCGGGAGAAAAUGGCCAAGCCCGAGAUCUUUAACGGAGGGGACAAGAAAAGAAAACGCACAUCAAUCGCUGCCCCCGAGAAACGGUCACUGGAGGCCUAUUUUGCAGUGCAGCCCCGACCCUCGUCGGAAAAGAUCGCGGCAAUCGCAGAGAAACUUGACCUGAAAAAGAAUGUGGUCCGCGUGUGGUUUUGCAAUCAGAGGCAGAAACAGAAACGGAUGAAGUUCUCCGCCACCCACUAGGUUACCUUCUUCCUUUUCAGACAAAUCAGACAUUAUAAGGUAACCUGGCCGGACGUGACAGGCUUCACCUCCGCUGCUGUAUUCUCUCUGGCUGAGGAUGAGGUCAGGUGUCGGCGCUCUAAUAAUUACCUGGCGUAUUUUGGCAAAUGUUUUCAGAAGUGAACACUGUAACGUUUGUAUAGCGGCAUCUCGACAUCACCACACGGCAAAAAGGUGCGCUCUGGGGCCGAGCACAAAGUGGGCUACCCGACUAACACUUGGCAAUUACUGUACAAAAAAUACAGAGGAAAAUCGAAGAGUAAUUAUUCUCUUAAGUAAAAUGAACUUUUUUAUAUUUAUCAAUGUAAAUAUGUGUGAAUAUGUUGCACCUAUGUGUACAAAUGCGUUUCAAUUAUGUUGCUUUUUAAAUCAAUUGUUCAGAAAAUACCGAAGGUUAAAAAAAAAAAUCAAUGUUACUGUAUGUGUUUCAGAAGAGAGAUGAGCUCUCGGUGACACGAGGGUUAUACUGUAAUCCAUUGCACGGUUUAUCCUAUAGGGCGUUAUGUGUGCGUUUUCUAGCAGAGAAAUAGAAAGUUCUUCCCAUCCGACUGUAUUGCAAUAAGACAGCAUACGCGAGUUAACGCACCAUCACAAGGACAUACACACAGCAUAUUUUUCUGUGUCUACCUCAUCACAUUCUUCGUGGCACAUUAUUGUUUUUUUUUCGAGCUAGGGAACAUAGUGUGUGUGCUUUUUAUUUAUUUUGUUUUUUAAUUAUUUUCACACUAAGUCAUGGUCGAUUUAGACAACACUGAAAUGUAAAUGUUGUUCGUCUCAAUGAUGAUUUCCACUGCAAAAAUGCUUUGACAAUCAAAUUAAUUAGAAGACAAAUGUUGUAAGGACCCUCCCCCCUUCAUGUUCUUACCCAGGAACGAUCAUUUUCGUUGCUGUUUAUCAUUAUUAUUAUUAUUAUUAUUAUUAUUAUUAUUAUUAUUAUUAUUAUUAUUGGACAUUUUUAUUUUCAUGGUUGAAUAUUCAGAGCACUUUGUAGAUAUUGUUCAGAUGAGACUUGUGUCCGCUUAUUUAUAAUUAAUUUAUCUGGUUUCUAUUUUUUGAUUAUAUUUGACCUUAACUUAUUUUUAAUGCAACGCAUUUCAUUUGUGUCAGUGUGCUAAUAUGUGUCUGUGUAAGCGACAGAAACUGAAAAUAAACCCUGCACGUUUUACCUCA